GUAAGUCGUUAUCGUGUGUAUGAGAACUGACGAAAUUUUAACCAUCCAAAGGAUCCUCAACAUCAUUCAAGAUGGCGAUGCUUGAGACACCGUCUCGAAUAUGGCGUAGAAUUCAAGCUGCAGACGAAGGAGAGCCACCUUCUCUUCCGUCACUACCUGCCUUCGAUUCUGGUGCACAAGACUCAGACUCAGACUCAGACUCAAACCAACAUUCAACUGACGAUGGCCCUGUUAUCUUGCCGGUGCAUUCAACACCCGCCCCUGCCUCAGCGCACACGGCGACCUCAACUAUCAGGCUACAAUCAAGUACUUCCAGCACAGCACGCUUUGCAAGCUCUCUUACAUCACGCUCUGUAUCAGCCAAAUCUUCCUCUGCCUCUAGAACAUACCCAUAUCCUCGGAGCCCUGCACAAAGCUUCGAAGUGAGUGCCAUUACCUCGCUUCCCCACGAGAGCGACGAGAAUACAGAACCAGAAGACUUGCCUCUCGCACAUAGUAGGCACAGUGUUCCGGAGUCUCAUUUACCGCCAGAAGAGAAUGGGGUGGACGAUAUGUCUUUGGAGGAUGCACUACAGUCGGUCAGUCGCUCUAGUUCCCCGUUUUCUCCCGAAAUCCCUCUGGACAAUCCUACGCCGAAGAAGAAAUACGAUUACUCGAUGUCAUUGCGUUCUGAACUUCAGCAAUCGCCAUUUGACAAAUACCGUAAUGUUGCACUACGAAAACCAUUCGCACGGACGAGAACGCCGUCACUUUCCCGGACGACGCCUUCUCCUGUCUCAUCACCUCCAAACUCCACGCCUCGCAGCAACAGAUCUAUUCCACUACCUAUAGAGACACCGUCACCGACUCCUGGUGUUUACGUUCCGUUACCUCGUUCGAGAACUGCCUCUCCAGCUGUCACUUCACUCCCAAGCGUCGUGAUACAGCCCCCUGAGGAUGAGAGCAGUGAUGAACAAGAGCUUUCUCCAGCACAUUCACAGGACACACCACAGGAAAGUGACCCCGAACUAGGGCAGGAGGACUCUGGCACGCAAUCGGACCGCGAGCCCACAUUUUCAUCCGCAUCGUCUGAUCCAAGCAAUCAAAUCAACAACGACCGAACCAUAGGUGCUCAUUCGACAGCGUUUAUAUCGCCUGCCAGAUCAGUGUUAGAUUUCACACCCGUUCCGCGCUUUCGUACGCAGUUCAACAUCCCACCUGCAUACAAUGAACCAGGUACAGAUGCGGGCGAAGAGCUCCUCACACCUCAUGCCCGCAGGCGAUCAUUUCUUCUUUCAGUCAUCAACUCCACUGCCAGACCGCGCAUGAAGUUUACCCCUCAUCCCCACAACCGGCUCAGUGCUCUCCCUGUGUCGCAGAGCUCAAGUGGGAGCAGCGAAAACGCAUCCGGUGUCAGCGCAACGCCCGUGGGUCCGAUGCGCACCGCAUUUGCUGGUAUCACUCCUCGGCCUGGACGGGGGCGGGGACGCAUGUCGCACCCUCUUGCGCAGGCGCAUGUUCCAGACAGUGCAUCCUCUACAGGUGAAAGUGAGCAUCUCGCAUCCCCCUCUGACAUCGAGCUCCGCGGCGCAUCGGCUUCGUUCCUCUCCACUGCGUCCUCACAGGAUCUCACCACACACCCACGUGCCAACACCUCGUACGACCCUGCGCUUGGCACAGGUCAGCGCGGCGUGGCCCGCUUCGAUGCGCCGAAGCUGAAUCAUUAUCUUCACACACUGAACUCGAAACUACAGGAAGAGAACAAGGUACUCGUUGACCGGUUGAGGAAGUACGAAGAGGUGAAGGAUGCUGAUCAGCGACGGCUCAGUUUGGAAAGCAUGGGCUCUGGAAAGGCGCGAAGGGUCAGUGCAGGGAGUGGACUGGGCGAUGUGGAGGAGGCGGGGGAAGAAGGGUGGGCAGAGGAGAAGAAAGAUUUGGAGGAGCUGGUCGAGAGUCUGGAGGCUCAGCUCGACGAGCUGGCAGGGGCGAAGGAAAGCGUGGACCAGGACCUUGAGACUGAGCGGCGUGAGCGUGCACGAGAUAAGGAACGUUGGCGGGAGCGUAUGCAUGAGGUCGAGAAUGGUGUUGCAGAUAUCAUGGGUGACUUGGAGCAGAAAGUCGCAGAGAGCGAGCGAGUUCUGGAAGAGACGACGAAGGAGGCGGAGCGUAUCCAUGAACGACUUCAAAGCGAGCGUGACCUUGCGCUGGAGAGGGCUGGACAGGCAGAGGCGGCAAUGGAGAACGGGAAGGAGCUUGGAGGCGCAUUGAAGGAGGCCAACGCGCGGAUCAGCAUUCUCACAGCCGACCUGCAGAGUGCGACCGCACAGAUCAAGGAUCUGGAGGAUGAAAUAAUGACGAGCGACCACCGUGUUGACGAGCUCGAGAAGGAACUCAAGAAGGAGCGGCUCUCCGCCAAGCUGGCUAACGAUGAUCUUCACAGCCAGUUGAGCGAGAUGGGGGCUGAGAUCAUACGCUCUAGUGCUCGGUCAUCUGAACUCGAGAAGGACCUCAAAGCUCAAGAAGCUGCUGCAAGACGUCUACAGCACGAGCUGGAAGCAAAGGCAGAGGAGCUUGCAGAAGCACAGCAGCUCAUUGCACAUUCUGGCAAUGAUAUCAACGAGGAAGUUCGCGAACUUAAGACCUAUACUGCCGAGCUCGAAGAGGCUGCUGCUGCGACAACUGAACGCAUCCAAGACCUCGAAGAGCAGCUCACCUCCGCUCAAACCCACUUUGACCAGUUGGAGGCCGAAGAACAGGAGGCUAAUGAUCGUGCUGAAGCACUGGAAAGGGAAAAGGAAAGGGCAUCGCUGCUGGUCAACCAAAUGGAGGACGCUCUUGAAGCUGCGGAGCAGAAGAUGCGCACCGACCAAGAAGUUGUCGCAGAUCUCAAGGCCAAGAUUUCCACCCUUGAAAGAGAAAGAGAACGUGAGAGGGAGAUGUCUCGACUUCUGAAAGGACGGCAUUCAGACGAGAGCAAUGCUGAACUUGAGAAUGCACUCGAGGCAGAGCUCGAACAGGCGCACAAAGAGAUCGCGAGACUCGCUGAGCUCCUUCAACACUCUCCUGCACGGAAAGCCAUUGAUGCUGCUAAGGACCAGAGGAUCGAGAUUUUGGAGAAGGACAAGGAGGAGCUCCAGGCACGUAUCAAGACCCUCCGAUCAACUAGCUUUGAGGCGGCAACUCCAAAUAAGGUGGUCAACCUCAGUGGAAUCUCACCCAUUCAUCGGCAUGUAUUAUCGAUGUCUGUUAGGGCUCCAAAGACACCUGGAGGUCCUCUGAAAGAUCUUUCCUGGCUGAACAACACCACCGGCGAUGCGUCAGUAUCGCCGCUAUUAACCGAAAUCGCUCGUCUUCAAACUGAACUUGACCGUGCCAACGAUAAUAUCGAUCAAAAGCUCGAUGAACUGGAAGAUGCUGGGUUGGGAGUCGUGUCCCUCACUAGAGACCUUGAACUUGCCCGAUCCCAGAUUUCUCAAAUGGAAAACGAGAUGGGAAGGUUACAGAGACGUGAGGAGCGUCGACUUCACCGACUCCAAAGGCUUCGUUGUCAGAAAUGUAUGGUCAAGGUGGACACAUCAGCAUUGCAACGAUUUUACGACGCCGAUGAAAGCUUUUUGGAUGUGUCGCAUAGUGGUCUCCUCUCCAACCCCCCGACACCUCCGACGAAGACCAGCGAAGCUCUUAGGUUGGACCUUCAUGCAGUAAAUAAGAAACUGGAUACGAUGAAACAGCGAUGGGAGGAAGAAAAACGCCACCUUCUAGGAGAAAAGGCGGUCCUUGAAGAUGCUGCGGACCGGAUGAACAUGGAAGUACGAAGCGCAAAGGAAGAAACGAAGAGAGCGACUGAAGCUAACCGACGAUCGAGAGCUGAUACUCGGGAAGUCGAGAGGGUGAAGGCUGCCAUUGCUGACCUCGAGGCUGAGCUGCAGGCAGAGAGGACGCGUCUCAGACAGAUGUCGGUGGAGCAGAACCGCGUCCAGCGUGAGAAGAGUGAUGUGGCUCGUCAACUACAACGAACUGAGGCGGAUAUCGAUGAUGUCAAGAGACAGCUCCAGAAAGCCAAACGCGAAAAUAAUGAACUAGAGACCGAGUUGCGAACCAAUGCAACCAUCGAACAGCAAGCUCGUCUCCUAGAAGGCAAAGUCAAAGAAAACGCAGAAACAAUCGAUCAGCUGCGGCAAGAGCGGUCUCUUCUUGCAAAGGACCACAAGGAGCUUCAGCGACAGUUCACUGAAGUAUCAGAACGAGUCAACAAGCUUCGCAAUGACUAUGCAAGGUCACAGUCAUCACACGACAACCGCCGCCAUCAACUCGAUUCGCAUCUCGGUGAAAUUGAUGACCUCAGGCGUGCGCUCUCCAAUCAAGCCGACGAACUACAGCGUAGCGAGGAGGAGAAAAACCGCAUGGCCAUUGAGAAGACCGAUGUUGCACGCACUGUUGCAGCCCUUGAAUCCGACCUUAGACGUGUCAAGCGAGAUGCCGAGGCGUUUGGACGUGAUCUCAAAACUCUGCGAACAGAGAAAGAGAAGCUGCAGGAGAAACACAGGAAUGAAUUGACGAAAGCUGAGCGAGCCAAAAAGCAGGCCCAGACUCAGAUACGUCUCCUGAACGAGCAGCUCAACGGCCAGCAUACGAAGCUAAAGACGGCCCAGGAGAAGCUCAAGAUCAAGGAUUAUGGAUUUGCUACCGAUGGCUACCAGCUUGUCGAGCUGAAAAAACAGCACAAGGAAGAGUGCAAAGGCCUUGUCGUCCAGAUUCGGUACCUCAAGGCAAAGUUUACCCGCGAGUCUACCUUGCGAGAUGAUCUCGUAUACCAGAAACAUUAUCUUCUUGUUCUCCUCUCGAACUUUGAGGCCAGUGAGAAGCGUAUACUGGCCUGCAUAUCCCGGAUAGGAUAUCCCAAACCGAAAAACCCACCAGCAAUUAUGAAGAAGACACGCUCGAUAAAGAGUGUUGUGCUUAGUGUCAUAUUUAUACGGCGUGUGAGGUAUGUACCCAGUCAUUGAUCCCAAGUUUCCGUCUUGAUUGAUGUCUCGUAGCCCUCACUCUGCGAUG
Messenger RNA from Suillus plorans, 5034 nucleotides. RefSeq lists its product as uncharacterized. The transcript has 10 exons. Bases 72 to 4985 code for a protein of 1637 amino acids. The record is from RefSeq and is a predicted model, not a curated record. NCBI's taxonomy places the organism in Eukaryota, Fungi, Basidiomycota, Agaricomycetes, Boletales, Suillaceae.